AUGCCGGCGUCAAUACAAGCCGAGCCCAACGCCGAGCCAGUCGAAAUCAGUCCCGUCGGCCCCGUCAAAGAAAAACUCCAACUCGUCGAAGAUGAUGUCGACAACGAUGGAGAGGCAGCUCAAAAGAAUGCGCUAAAAGAACUCGAACUCCAUGAUACGAUGGUCGCCGCUGCCGCUCCGGCGUACCAGCCUGCUCACAUGUUCGGCGGCCUUGGCUACACUCAAGAAAUUGUGGACCUUGAGGUCACCGCUGGUAUGGAAAUUACGCUGCCAAAUUGUGACGGGACACAGAAUAUGUACCGAGGCCCCGUUCGAAUUUCUAUGCCCGUAUCUCCGGGUAUGCCUCUUCCAAUUGCACCUCCCAUCGGCUAUCAAGUAUACAUGAGACUGGACACGGAUCCCAACACGGGACACAUGAUCAAGAUCCAGCACGCGAUGCCGAUGCAGCAUGUUUCACACGAAGCUGCACCUCCAUAUGUCCACAACGGCAAUUCCUACCAGCCCGUUUACAACCAUGACAUCGCCACUAUCAACGAGCAGAAUAAAGUCACCGCCAAAGAACAGAUGAACAAAUCGCUCGCUCCUUCGAAAGGAGCAGAAACAGACGAAGAAAAGAAGAACAUAAAAAGCACACUUUCCAAAAUCGAUUCACCAAGAAUCGUCAAGCUUUCGCACAACUGGGCGAUUAUCAAAUGGAACAAAGUUCGCUCCGAUGAAAAGUCAGAUUUAAACGAAGAGAACCUGUCAUAUAUUCUUGAAAUUCGAAACACCACGAGCGCCCAGGACGAUGCCUGGAAGCUGGUCUAUCAGGGCCUCAAGCUCGAGUACGAAGUCGCCAAGCUCAUUCCUGAAAACAACUACCUAUCCCGUGUCAAGGCCCGAUACCUGAACAUUGAAGGAGACCCAAGUCAAGUGCAGAACUUCAGAACAGAAGCAAUCAGCAAAAACAAUAUUGACAAUAGAGAAAAGUCACCUGACAUUCACCGACCACACAAGCGUGGAAAAGGAGACUACGAACCAAAGUCACGAAGAUCGCGAGCAAGUGCACCAGACAAUCUCAAAGCAAAGAAAACUUCUUCGACCUCGAUUGACGUUUCUUGGUCGCCGAUGGCGGGUGUGACCAAGUAUAUCCUGCAGAUGAAGCAAAUCACACACAGAUACCACGACGAUGAAUCUUUCAAAACUGCCUACGAAGGUCAAGAGACUCACUACUCCUUUCGAGAGCUCAAAAAAGCUGCAAGAUACCGUUUCCGUGUAGCAGGAUUGACAAAGGACGGCCAAUCCGACUUCUGUAAACCUUGCGACGAAAGCACUGGACAAGACCCUCCCACACAGCCCAGCAGGCCGAUCCGAACGCGCCUCGAGAAGAAUACCAACAUCUCAGAAGAGAAGAGUCGCGCACGCCCGUUAUAUAAUGUUACGCUGGAGUGGAAGGCGCCUAAAGAAACAGGUGGCAGCUCUAUUACUGAAUUCCGAGUUCAACAGCGAUAUGCUAAUCAGAAUCAAUCUGCUUGGGAGUUGAAAUACAAAGGCAAUGAAACCAGCCAUGUCUUUACAGAUCUCCUUCCCGGCUCCAAAAUUGAAUACCGCGUCCAAGCCGUAAACCAACACGGCAUGGCUUCGGUCUGGUCCCUCCCCGAAAUGAUCAACACGCCUCCCGGAAGACCACUAGCUCCGAAAAAGAUCGACGUGACCAAUAUUGGCACGGAUUCCUGCUCUUUGAGCUGGUCGGUCGGGCUGUGCGUGGCGGGUGGAAGCGUUUCUCGCUAUGAAAUUCGACUCACUGAAGUUGGAUAUUACGAUCACAAGACAGAAAGUGCCCCUGUCGAAGCUGAUGAUUCUGAUGAUCGUGUACAGUUCAAAGAUGGUCUUCGAUCCGCUAGAGAAGCAACCCUGGAGAACCUACUCUCUGGAAGGACGUACAAGGUCCACUUGAGGACGGUGAAUUCCGGCUCUGAGGAAAGUGAAUGGAACUCGACAGAAUUCCAGACCCUCGCGGAUGUUCCCUCAGUUCCCGAAAGCCCCUCGGUGACCUCUGUACAAUCGGACGCAGUCGCGAUCGAGUGGAGAGAGCCAGUCGCCAAUGGCUCUCCGAUAACAGGAUAUUAUGUCCAGAUCAGAAGCGAAGGCAAGACGCUGUCAUUGAACGUCAACUCGACCAAAUUGGAGCGUACCGGGCUCGCUGCUAACACUCAUUUCGUAUUCAAAGUUGCCGCUAUAAAUUCUGUUGGUCAAUCUGGAUUUUCCUCUCCAUGUUCUGUAAAAACAAACGCAUCAAUUCCUCACGUUCCAAAGCUUUCUGUUUCGCUGAUGCCAACUUCUACCCCAAUUGUUCGUCAGUGGGCGCUUCUGCAGUGGCCCAAGCCGCAAGAUCAGGGCUCCAAAAUAACAUCAUACACAGUUGAAUACAAAAUGUCCUCCGAGGAGCGAUGCUCAACGGUGGUAUCUGGGGAUGACGAUAGAGUCGAAAUUGAUGAUCUCAUGCCCGAGGAAACUUAUCGAUUCAGGAUAAGAGCUGUCAACGACAGGGGUCCGAGUCCGUGGUCAGAUUGGAUACAUGUAAAAACGAAGCCUCUUCCUCCGACAGCGCCUGUCCUAACUCUCCUCGAAGUUCAUCCCACCUCUGUCAAACUCCAAUGGACAGAUUCAAACAACAAAUACAUGCUCCAACGUCACUCAAAAGGCUCGUGGAAGGUGAUCUACAGGGGCGAAAAGAGCUACAACAAAAUAUCCAAGUUGACGGAAGGCACGAGCUAUCGGUUCCGCGUCUCUGCCAGCAACAGCUCUGGAGAUGGACCUUUCAGCUCUAUUUUCGAAGUCACAACUCCCCGAUGUCCUCCUCCGAAUAUCCGUCGCGCUCCUGUGGUAGCUACGAAUGUAGAAAAUCGCUCGGCUACGAUCUCUUGGACGAUGGAGAGCAACUUGGUAGACUUGAAAUACCGUGUCGAGCUUCUCCGAGGGGAUGAAACACUCAGAUCGCUGACGACGACAAAACAAGAGCUCAAGAUUGAGAAUCUGGACACAAAUAUUAAUUACGCGGUGCGGGUUCAAUCCCAACGUGAUGGUCAAUGGGCAGAGUGCUCGCCUGAGAAGUCCUUCUGCCUCGUCUUCAAGGAAGUCAAAGAAGUCAAGGAGACGAAGAAGUCGACGCCUUCAAUGAAAAAGAUCUUUGAAGAAGAUUCAAUCACCGCGCUGCUGGUAUUUGCGUUUGCUAUUGUUGCCGUCCUAAUCGCCCUGUGCGGUCACCACUGGCAGACAAGCUGA
Molecule: messenger RNA, 3264 nt
Organism: Oikopleura dioica
Lineage: Eukaryota; Metazoa; Chordata; Appendicularia; Copelata; Oikopleuridae
Source: the annotation of a GenBank genome assembly